Molecule: messenger RNA, 2771 nt
Organism: Bufo bufo (common toad)
Lineage: Eukaryota; Metazoa; Chordata; Amphibia; Anura; Bufonidae
Product: calpain-8-like
Exons: 22
Coding region: 1-2082 (693 amino acids)
Biological process (GO): proteolysis
Cellular component (GO): cytoplasm
Molecular function (GO): calcium-dependent cysteine-type endopeptidase activity; calcium ion binding
Source: RefSeq, a predicted model, not a curated record
AUGGCAAGUGUAGCUGCUAAGCUGGCCAAAGAUUGGGCCACAGCCUCAGGGGUUGGGGCCAAUGAGACCCCAAGAAAAUACCUAAACCAAUACUUUGAAGAGCUGAGGGCGCAGUGCUUGGCCUCCAAGACUUUAUUUAGAGACCCCACAUUUCCUGCUGCUCAGUCAUCUCUUGGAAUCAAUGACCUGGGUCCCAAAUCCGAGGAUGUCCAGGGAAUUGUCUGGAAAAGACCCUUGGAAAUAGAACCCAAUCCCCAGUUCAUUAAUGAAGGGGCGACUCGUGCAGAUGUCCGGCAAGGAUUGUUAGGUGACUGCUGGUUUCUAUGUUCUAUCGCGUCCCUGACUCUAAAUGAAGACUGUCUCCGCCGUGUUGUCCCCAUGGACCAGAGCUUUGACGCUAACUAUGCAGGAAUCUUUCACUUUAAGUUCUGGCAGUACGGCGAGUGGGUGGAUGUCGUCGUGGACGAUCGGCUGCCUACUAAGGAAAACAAGCUGGUGUUCGUCAAGUCCACUUCAGCUAACGAGUUCUGGAGUGCCCUCCUGGAGAAGGCCUAUGCCAAGUUGAACGGUUCAUAUGAAGCACUCAAUAGAGGUUUACCAUUAGAAGCUCUAGAGGACUUCACUGGUGGGAUUGGUGAACUGUAUUAUUUAGAAGAUGCUCCACAGAAUUUGUUUCAGAUAAUCCAAAAAGCCUUGAGACGGAAUUCGCUGGUCACAUGUAGCACAACAUCGGACUCUGGAACAGGAGAGAUCGUUGUCAGCACCAACCUAGUCGAGAACCAUGCGUAUUCACUGACCGGAGCAGAAGAAGUCGUCUAUCGUGGUGGAACGGCCCAGAUUGUGAGGGUGAGGAAUCCCUGGGGUCAUAAAGAGUGGAACGGAGCCUGGAGUGAUAGUGCGCCAGAAUGGGAUGAGAUUGACCGAAAGGUGAAAGCCGAUCUUAAAACUGAGUGUGACGAUGGUGAAGCCUGGAUGCCAUUUUCUUCCUUUCUUGCUGAAUUUUAUCGAAUGGAAAUAUGUCAUCUAACUCUGGACAACGUAUGCUGCAAUGAAAACCAUAAGUGGUGCCUAACAGAAUUCUCAGGCUCCUGGACCGCUGGAUUCUCUGCAGGAGGAUGCAAGGGCCACCCAAACUUUUGGACCAACCCUCAGUUCUGGAUCACACUGGAGGAACCUGAUGAGGAUGACACGGAGAUUACAGAUACACCAUUGUGUACAGUCAUUGUGAGCCUAAUGCAGAAGGAUCGAAGAAGGAAGAUACCUGAAGGAGGAUGUUUGUAUGACAUUGCAUACUAUAUAUACAAGACGCCAUCCAAUGUUCAAAUGGGGAUAGAUUUCUUCACGAAAAACAAAGACGUUGCUCGAGCCGAUAAGUUCAAAAACCACCGCGAGGUGUGCAAACGUUUCCAGCUCCCGGUCGGAAACUACAUGAUUGUGCCGACAACGUAUAAUCCCUCUGAAGAGGCCGAUUUCUGUCUACGUGUCUUCACAGAGAAAAGAGCUGAACCUUCAGAAAUUGGUAAUAUGGUGGAUGCUAAACUAUAUGAGCCUUUAGUGAAUUCAAGCCCAGAUACCGAGGCCCAGAAUGGAGCAGAGGAGCAGCAUGAAGAGAAAGCUGAAUUCAAAGCUGAGGAUCUAAAAAGUAUCUUAAAUAAGUUAUUAUCCAAACGUUAUAACAUCAAGUCAGAUGGAUUCAGUCUGAAAACUUGUAAAGAAAUGAUUAAUCUUCUGGAUGUGGACAAUACUGCGACCCUGAGCAAUGAAGAAGUCAGCAUUCUCCUGAAGAAGCUGGAACACUACAUGAAAAUCUUCCUGGAAGCCGACACCAACUUCUCUGGAUCCAUUGAUGCCCAUGAAAUGCGGAACGCCCUACAGAAAGCAGGUUUUAGCCUUAAUAACAGGAUUCAAGAAGUCAUCGUUCAGCGUUCCAUCUCCGCUAACUUGUCUAUUAACUUUGAAGACUUCAUUGCAUGUAUGAUACGUUUGGAGACCCUGUUUAAAAUGUUUAACAUUCUGGAUACUGAUGAAGAUGGAAUCAUCAAUCUAUCAUUAUCCGAGUGGAUCUGGACUGGAUUGAUUUAAAGAACAAAGAACAAGUAAUUGGAAACCAUAGCUGGAAUGGGGGCCCCUGUGACAGCAGAGAACAAGUUCAGUCUCAAACACACAUAUGUAUAAUGCACAUAUAUAGGGCGCCCCCUUAAGAAGAAUUCACAUGUGGUGGAAUAUUGCUGUAUAUACAUAUUAUAUGCAGAUUCUAUCCUUUCUCCAAAGGAAAAACAUGAAGCUUCUGACACCCAAUGUAAAAUCUGUACAAGCCCCACACCUACCAUGUGCCAUUUAUAUACUGGUGUCUUCUUAUGUGGCAGACAUGGCCUUAGGGUCUCCUCAGGCACCAGGACCAGGGUGCACCACUGUUUCCUCUUCACCCUCUCUAUACCUACAUCCCACAUAUUAGCUGCAGAUUUUAUCGUUUAUCCAGAGGCAAAACAUGAAUCUUCUGACACCCAAUGUAAAAUCUGUACAAGCCCCCCACCUACCAUGUGCCAUUUAUAUACUGGUGUCUUCUUAUGUGGCAGACAUGGCCUUAGGGUCUCCUCAGGCACCAGGACCAGGGUGCACCACUGUUUCUUCUGCACCCUCUAUACCUAUACCCCAGGUCAGGGGCUAAGUGAUUCAAAUUCUCCAAGUGGUCAUUCAAUGCACUACCAUAGUAUCUUAUAAUAUUUCAAUUAACACAUUUUAAUAAAAAUAUGAUUCUAUGUAACUACAUC